AUGACUUCCUUUGUACCAGAGUCACCAAAGAUCUCUCCCAAAAAAAUUUCAAAUACUUUGGCAUCUCAAGAUAUUACAUCAAAUGAAGACACUAUAAAAGAGAAUUCAACAUUUUCGCUCUCUCCAAAUAGACCUAAUUCUGUUCAUGAUAAAGUUGCACUUUUGUCUAUCCAUGGAUCAGAUGGGGCUCAUAAGAACCUCCUGGAAUCGUUAGAAUCCAAGAUCAAAGCUCCACCUAAAAGAAGAAGAUCCAGUGCUCAACUUGCCUUACAAAUUAAUAACAACAGUAGCCAUAAUGAGUCCUUAUCAAGAAAAAAUAGUGUUACGAGCAUGAAGGUAAUUAAAAAAAAGAAGAAGAUGAACAAACCUAUGGAAUUAAAAGUGUUUGAAACUGCUUAUACUAAGAAAAUAUCCAUUAAAGACCUAAGAGAUUUGACUUUAUUCCUUAUGAAUGCUAACAAUAAUAUGCCUCAGUGGCUUAGAUUAAAGAAUAGACCUCAAGUGUUGAAGAUGGUAGUUCUAUUUAUGCCCGGACUAGAACCUCAGGAUUUUGAGAUACCAUCAGGUAAAUCUUUCUCUACUGAUCUACCAUAUGAUAACCAUAUAUUUUUGAAAAAUAAUACAAACGAAACUUUGAUACAGAACUGUACAUCAGUACCAAUUACAGCUCCUGGUUCCAGAUUAUCCUUAUUCUCAUCAUACAAUUCAUUUAUAAAUGUUGGUUUAACAAAAAAUGAAAAACAAUUAAAGAAGAAUGAAUUAUCAAAUAAAAAAGUUGUUAUCGAUGAUUUAAUCAUGAGAUUAGAUCAAUUGAUGGAAAAUGGAUAUCCUAUUCACCCUCACACCGAAGGUAUCACUGAUGAAGAUAGAGUCAAAGACAUCGAAAUAAAUAAUGCAAAGGAGAAUGAUCCAUUGUGGUAUAAUACUAUUUCAUUUGAUCACGCAGGUUCUCAUAUAUUUGGGCUAGAUUGUGAAAUGUGUCUUGCUGGCAAAGAUUUUGUUUUAACAAGAGUCUCGAUCUUAGACUUUCAAAAUAAUGUCAUAUAUGAUGAGUUAGUUAAACCAGAUGUGGAGAUAACCGAUUAUUUAACUAGAUACAGUGGUAUCACCAAGGAGAAGUUAGAUCCUGUGACUACAACGUUAAAGGAUGUUCAACAUAAAAUAAUUAAACUGAUAAGUUCCAAGGAUAUCUUAAUAGGUCAUUCAUUACAGAGUGAUCUUCUUGCAUUAAAAUUAAGACACCCAAGAAUUGUUGAUACUGCUGUAAUAUAUGAUCAUAAGGCUGGCCCACCUUUUAAACCAGCUUUGAAAUAUUUAGCAUCUGAAUACUUGAAUAUUAGUAUCCAGAAUAAUAAUGAUGAUGGCCAUGAUUCUAUUGAAGAUGCUAGAACGUGCAUUGAAUUGACCAAAUCAAAGAUAUUGAAUGGACUAUGGUUUGGUAUCUCAAUCAAUACAGAAAAUUUAUUUGUGAGAUUAAGUGAGAGGAGUAAUAAGAAAUCAUUAAUUUUAAAUGAUUAUGUGUCCAAGAAUUUCGAUUUAAAGGAUAAUAUUUGUGUUGGUAAUUCUCAAGCAUUAUCAUUAUCUAAAAAGAUUCGUUGUAUUAGUGAUACUGAAGUUUAUGAUAAUAUUCAAGCUCAUCUCGAUGAUUUUGAUAUUUGUGUUGGUAGGUUAAGAGAACUUGAGUUCAACAGAGGUUAUUCCCAAAGACCCCCACGAUCUGCAAGUGUCAAUCCCAAGACCAGUGAUGAAAUACUGAAGUUAUUCAAUGAACGUAUCAAUAAAAUAUAUGAAGAAUUACCCGUAGGCAGUGUGAUAUUUUUAGUAAAUGGAUGUGGUGACACAAAGGACUUCAAUCAUAUUAUGCAAGAGAUGAAUGCGUUGAAUAAAGAGGAUAGAAUUGCUAUGAAACAAGAACGUGGUGAGGAAUUGGCUAGUGCGGUCUUGAAGGCUAGGGAUAGUGUUGCCAGUGUAAUUGUAAAGACAGAAUCUACUACUUUGAAUUGA
This is a messenger RNA of Maudiozyma barnettii, 2004 nucleotides long. RefSeq names its product Rnh70p (gene RNH70). The transcript has a single exon. The record is from RefSeq and is a predicted model, not a curated record. Gene Ontology annotation, molecular function: exonuclease activity; nucleic acid binding. Gene Ontology annotation, cellular component: nucleus. Bases 1 to 2004 code for a protein of 667 amino acids. Lineage: Eukaryota; Fungi; Ascomycota; Saccharomycetes; Saccharomycetales; Saccharomycetaceae.